Molecule: messenger RNA, 7621 nt
Organism: Strongylocentrotus purpuratus (purple sea urchin)
Lineage: Eukaryota; Metazoa; Echinodermata; Echinoidea; Camarodonta; Strongylocentrotidae
Product: C-myc promoter-binding protein
Exons: 30
Coding region: 706-6858 (2050 amino acids)
Biological process (GO): regulation of Rab protein signal transduction
Cellular component (GO): cytoplasmic vesicle
Molecular function (GO): protein binding
Source: RefSeq, a predicted model, not a curated record
ACUCGUUUUCUGGACAUUUUAUGUAUCCAUGUACAUUCAGAGAUGGAAAAGUGUACAGAAAAAAGAAGGGCUUUUAAAUUGAAUUUGGUCCCCGUCGCUGAGUCGCUCGAAAAUCUAUAUCUAGGGUCUAUUGUCAAUUUCGAAAUUUGAAUUCGCCAUAGGUUUGAUUUUAACGAGCGCCAUCAUUUGUUCGAAAUAUACCGCCCAUACAGGCGCUAACGUAACCCAUGGCAUACAUUACGUACCCGAUGCUCUCCGCCGAUCCGCAAUAUUGCAGAUAGCGUGCAUAUAAACCUAUGGGCGUGUAAUAAUAAACUUCUGUUCUGACGAUAGGUUUCUAGAUCUACUUCUUCUACGUUUUGAUGAGCACAACAUGUUCUUGCUGUCCCGUAGCCAAUACUGUCUGAUAAGCAGUGGAUUUUAUACCGCGUGUAUUCCAUGAAAUUUGGAUCUUCAAGAGAACUCAACCUUCUUGCAUUCUGGUACAUGAAGUUGCGAUCACUGGUAAAGCAUCGCUGUUGAUUAUGCAGUAGACUUCGGAGCAUACAUUCUGGAUACCUAGAACUUGUUCAUCAUCACUUACUGAUCAGAACCGGUCUCGCAUAAAGACCAACCAGCAACCUGCUGUAUUUAUAGAUUGUUUGUUAUUUUAAGAAAUCCAUUUCACCUCUUUUGUCAUGCUGACAUAGAACAGUCCGAUUCAAAAUGGAGGACGGUGGCGGCAGUGGCCGAAGGGUCGCUGAUUAUUUUGUGGUGGCCGGUUUGACGGAGACGUCCCGGCCGCUGAACGACGAUUUAUUGGGGGAGGCACCACGAAAACCGCCCAAGAACCUGGCCCCUAUCAUAGACAUAACUGUUAUCAUCAAGAGUCAAGGAGAGAAGGUACCGCCUGGAUUCACCUGUGUGGAGACCACACCCAGCGGUCUACCAGCCGAUCUCAACCAUGGAAGCAUAGCAAGCCCUUCAGUCUUCAUCUGCAUCCGAAGGGGCUAUGAACAACCCCCUCUCACUGAUAUUGGGAUCUUGUACGAGGGGAAGGAGAGGGUGAUGCCGGGGUGCGAGAUUGUCAGCCACACCCCCAACGGACACCCGGCCAACGUGAGCAACCGAAUAGGAGUCAACAACCAGAGGGCGUACAUCACCUACCGUCGAGCGUCCGAGAACGCUCCUCACAACGCGUUGGCAGUGAUAGACAUCUGUGUGAUCCUCAUGAACAAGAAUGAGAGUCCACCUCAUGCAUUCUGUCUCAUCAAUAAGAACCUGAACAAGGGGAGCAUGAUGGGCUCUGAUGUCUACCUGUGCUACAAGAAAUCAGCCAUCAGGGGAAACUCAAUAGUGUACCAAGCAGACAUGCUAAGCCGUUACCCGUUGGAGGACUACGAUGACUUCCCCCUUCCCCAAUCCACCCCGUUCUGUAUGCCCAUGGGGGCGGCCAUCGAGUGCUGGGCGGAGACCAGGGAACACCCCCUCCCCGUCUUCUCAACGUUCGUCCUUACGGACAUUGCCGGUGGAAAGGUGUACGGAGCGGCCGUGACCUUCUACGAGAACUAUCCCGAGGAGAAACUUAGCGAGCAACAGAGGGAGGCCUUGCAGUUGAAGCCUACCGACACCAAGAACGGGCCGUCCGGCUACAACAUCCACGUCAACAAGUGCGUCUGUCUCCUCUCCCAUUGGCCCUUCUUUGAGGCCUUCAAGAAGUUCCUGGCCUUCAUCUAUCGGGUCUCCAUCUCGGGGCCGCGUUCGAUACCCAUCGAGAGGCAUAUCUCUCAUUUCAUGCACGAGGUGCCCUUCCCAACACCUCAGAGACCAAGGAUACUUAUGGAGUUGGGCCAUGACCAGCUGAUCCUGGCUACGCCCCAGACCUCGCCCAUCCCUCUGAGUGGAGCCAGCUACUGUGCCAUGCUGAGGAACCUGGGACCGGAGAAGACCCUCAACGUCUUGGCCUUCUUACUCAUGGAACACAAGCUGGUCCUGCACUCACUUAGACCAGCCCUGCUCACUGGUGUGGCAGAAGCGGUCUCUUCGUUAAUCUUUCCCUUCGUGUGGCAGUGUCCCUACAUACCCCUAUGCCCACUGAGUCUGUCUGACUACCUGAGUGCCCCAAUGUCUGUGGUGGUGGGGAUCGACUCCCGCUACUUCGACAUGUAUGACCCUCCCAACGACGCCAUCUGCAUCGAUAUCGACACCAACACAAUCUUGCAACUCGAUGACAAGAAAGGAAUAACAUGGAAGAUACUACCAAAGAAACCAGCCAAGAGACUGUACAACACCCUGACAAAGAUAUACCAAGACAUCCAGGAGUCAGCGGUAGGUGAUGGCAUCUCUGAUGAACUCGCCGUCGAGGUGUCGCCCAUCACGCUGGAUUUUAGCCUGAAGAAGAAACAGAUGCAACUGGAGAUGAGGAUUCAGGACGCAUUCCUAGCCUUCAUGGCGAUGAUGCUGAAGGGUUACAGCCAUUAUCUACUCCCUAUCACUCAGCAACCCAGCAAUAGAGCUCUAGAUGCUAGCUCAAGAUUCGACUACCCAGGUUUCUUGAAGACUCGAGACAAGGCAUCCCACGUGUUCUUCAAACAGUUCCUGAAAACACAGAUGUUCAUCAAGUUCAUUGAAGAGAUCUCGUUCGUCUCAGAAAACGAUGAGAAAUUUGCCUUCUUUGACGACUGUAUUGAUAAGGUUGAUAUUGACUGCAAAGAUGACAUUCAUCUGAUAGACACUGAGAGUCAGGUGGAUAGUGAGCAUACAGUCUUUGUCAUGCCUCCUGAUGCGGAUGGUACUGGCACUCAAUACGACUACACCGAUUUCCCAAUCCUGAAACGAGAGCUGUUCCACGCUCCGCCGACUGCGGAGGUCCGAGACCAGCUGUCGACGCCCAACAUCAGCAGGACCAAGCAGGGCGUGGCCCAGAGUCCGUUCCCCAGGAGGACCAAACAAGAGAUGAGGAACUCUCAGAAGAUGGCCAAGAUGCAGGCUGCAUCACCAGAACAGUGGGCAAACUACCUGUUAGGCCAGUCCUAUGCUCUGUGGUUCAUCCAUUUACCGUCCUACGUGAAAGCAACUCAUUCCAAGACGAGAGCUCUCAGAACGGCCUUCGAGGUGCUCAAGAAGAUGCAGGAUAAGAACAUUUCGCUCUUUGAUGAGGUGUGUUAUCGUGUACUGAUGCAGCUGUGUGGGCAGUACAGGCAACCCGUCUUAGCUGUACAGGUCUUUAUGGAGAUGAGGAGGAGAGGUAUCAAGCCAAAUGCAAUCACAUACGGUCACUAUAACAAGGCUGUCCUGGAAUGCCAAUGGCCAACCUCGUCCUUCAGCAGCUACCAGCAAUGGGUGAAGCUCCGGAACACCCUGGCUGCCGUCAUCCAGUUCCGACGCGGCAUCAAGCACCGCGGCAGCUCCUCAGACACCAACAGCGAUCUCCUGAGCCAGGGGAGCGGGGACAGCAUGGAACCACCGGGGGUUAUGCUUGAACCAGAAGGAGGAGGCAAAGAUGAGACUGACCUAAUCAAGCUGAUGGAGGGCACGGCGGCAGUGAACCUCACCAGGGAGGAGAAGAGCAGUACUGGCAACUCUGACAUGGGCUAUGCUUCCAUGAUCAUGGACGAGACCACGCCCAACGACCUCUUGACCUCUCCCGAACUCUCUCCCACCAAACUAGCCCGCCAGCGGGACUCCCAGUGCCUGGACGAGGAGGACGAAGAAGAGGCCACCCAGGACCAGGACAAUGACCGCGAAGCUGAUGUCGUCGGGCGUGAGAAGAUGACUGGGGUAGAUGGAGAGGUGAAGGGGGUCGUGGAGAGGAGAGGCAGGGAGGAGGAGGAGGAUGAGGAGCAGGACGGGGUGAAAGAGGGCGUACAUGAACGUACCUUUGUGGCAGAUGACGACCUGUCACUUGUUGGUCACAGAAAAGAGGAGCUGAGUGCGGAGAUCACCAACAUCAAAUCCCGCAGCGCCCCUGUGAGUGAGGUCUCCACCCCUAUCAGCCGGAAGAGGCUGGACCUGGGGGGCAUCGACACCCCUGAUGAUGGGCUGUUUGGUAUCACCGAUCUGAAUGAGGAGGAACCCAGAGGGCGUGGGAGCAGUAUUCUGCGGAGAUCGAGGAGUAGUGUUACCAGUCGGGAAGCAGUGCAUGUGGUCCUUGAUACUUCCCACUCAUCAAUGAAUGGCAACACGUCACUGUUAGAUGCCAAUAAUCUUGAGGAGGACAAUCCAUUUGAUGAUUCGCAUCUUUCAGACCCCAAUGACACGCCUCGAAGGAGGCACAAAAGCGCAGGGGAACACGCCUGGUCAUUAGCGAUCAGGAAACGAAACAGCAGCGGGGGUGACGCCGCGGCCACCAUCACCGACAGUCUUGCCACCAGCGAUAGCGACGUGAUCAGCGAGGACAAGUUUGGUUGUGACGCGAAAAUGCUCGAGAAAUUGCGGACUAGCAGCGAAUCGAGCCAGUCUGGCACCCACUCGCGGUCCCUGUCCUGCGGUAGCCGACCGCAGUAUAUCGACCAGAAGGGCGAGGAAUUCCCUGUGCAGGUGAACGCUUUGGACGAUGUGGGUAAGGAAGAGUUGUUGGAUGUUUGCCAUCAGAUUAAAACCUUGAAUGCAAGCGAGGACAGGGGGAGCUCAGAAGGGAUGACAGACUCUGGUGAUGAUCUCCUGGUAUCGAUCAAUGAGAAGAACUCACAAGAUACUAGGGAGAGUGGUAGUGGUGAUUUGAUAGAGGUAGUCGAUGAAGGUAGUAAACUGAAAGCUUCCAGUAUCCCAAAUGGUUUGCAUGACAUACAUGUUAGUCCUAAACACACGACGGACAAUGUCAGUACUGAUGAUGAUGCAUUGGAUGACGUUGAAACACCGCUAGAGAAUGGCUUGGGUAAAACAGAACUGUACAAACUGGAAAGUAUGGAAUCAUUACCUAGUAACUCGUCAUCGAAUGACACCAAAGACUCUAAGGAGAACCUGUCAUCGAAGCCUCGAAAGACGCCCAAGCGGACGCCAAACUUCCUGUCCAACCUGUUGACGUCGCCGUUCACGCCCCGCAUGUCGAAGCAGUCCAUCAGCCGCACCAUCCAGUCGGCUUCGUCGCAGAUGGAGACCCUGAGGACACGUGCGACGGACUUUGCCUCCAAGGUCGGGGAGUACACCAGGCAGCUCUCCUCCCCAGCCAUCAAGGACAGUCUGAGUAAUCCAAACCUCAUGGACAUUGAUGACACGUACAGAGGAGAUUACGGUGGCAAGUCAGAACCCAGAACCAUCGCUGGAUCAUGGGGUGAUAGCAGCAAGAUGGAUAGCUUGAAUCCAGAGGAAAUGGGCAUCCACAUGCCUGGAUCGCAAUUUGCAGGUAGUACACAGUCUCUCAAUAACCCCAUGGCUUCAGAUCAAGAAGAUGGUUUUAACAGUGUCAAGCGGCAGUAUGCCAUGCAUGUCUUCAUGACUAGCUGCUUCCGUUGUGGUGCUUGCCGAUCAGCCCUCUAUGAUGAACACAUCAUGGCAGGAUGGGCUGCUGACGAUUCCAAUCUCAACACAAGUUGUGCAUUCUGUGGAUCGCCUCGGGUACCAUUCCUGACUGUGACCAUCAAGGACCUGCGUGAGCCUGGAGGGCUAUGCACCCUGACCCCUAGCCCAUCAGCAGAGAGCAUGCAGAGCAUCCAAUCGGCUCCCUUCCUCAAGCAAGGCGACGCCCUCCCGGGGGGUAAGACGGACGAGUCCGGCAACGAUUACCAGUCCAACCCCAGCGUGGACAACCUGUCCCUGGGUAGUGAAGGGGAGGGCGACCCCAAGCCCGCCCUGACGGGGAGGACCAUGCCGCCCAUGAGGGAAGCGGGACUGCAUCACUCCGCGGGAGAUGCCGUGAUGAGGGAGCAACUGAAGAGAGGCAGUGGAGGGGGGGAUAACUCACCCUCCGCAGCCAGGAGGCGGACCGUCAGCGAGUGCCAUACUGCGGAUUUGCUGAAGGAGGUAGAAUCAGUUGAAAGGCCAGGGAAUGGGUACCCUGCCAACAUGCGUCCAGGCACCUCUUACAGCCUUCCCCGCUGCAAGACCAUCCAGGAGACGACCAACCACAACGCAAGCCUCCUGGCUGACUUCUCCACCUUCUCCACCAUCAGUCUCCCCUCCAGCAUGCGGGGCUCCAGGGAGUUCCUGGCCCCGCCUCCUCGCAGGGACGCGGAUCCCGACCCCGUCAACGUGCCGUACCUCAGCCCCCUGGUCCUGCGCAAGGAGAUUGAGAACGUGAUUGAUAAUGAGGGCGAGGAGUGUCUGAGGCAACCUGCUUUCGUCUCCCAGCACCCCAUUAUAUUCUGGAAUCUUAUCUGGUAUUUUAAACGGCUUGACAUGCCCAACUAUUUAGAGGGUGCCCUUCUGGCUGCCUACAGCGAUAACAGGGAUCUAAAUGAUGGUGGUCGUUACCUAGCAACGGAUUCAAGGUACGUGAAGGUGACGAUCCUAUGGGACAACCUGAGUCUGUACAAGGAGGAUGGGAUCCCGAUGUAUCUUCACUGGACGCCCAAUGCACAAGCUAUCAAGAAUGCGAUCAACGCACCGGAUAAAGCAGACUUCUCAAGCUCAUUCAUGCUCCAGAUCGUGAAGUGCAUCCGAUUCAACAACGUGUUCCUCCCGAUCACCAUGCUACUGGAUGAGUUCAAGAGACAAGGCAUACCCCUAGGGGAGCAUCGUAGCAUCUACAGAGAACUCCUCUUCCUAUCCUUCCUGGCCCUUGGCAAAGAUAAUGUGGAUCAUGAUGCUUUUGACCAGCAGUAUCGAGUGGCAUACUCCAAGCUGAGGGAGGACCAGAAGGAACAGAUGCAGAAGAAUGAUCGUCCUCCACCCAGGGCCGUUCAGAUGUGUCGCACCGUCUUCUCCGAUCUCAGCUUAUAGAAGGAGAAAAUGAGGGGUCACCCGUCGGUCUACAGGCUCCUGCUGAAGAGGAGAAUGGUCAUGGCAGCUCAUUGAAGUUGAGUGAUUAAAGAUGAGGAGUUGGAAAACGGAAUGUUUGACGCAAAGGAAAAAGAAAUCUGAUUAUUUCAAGAAAUUGUCAAUCAAUCAUGCGGUCACAAUAAUUUGACGAAAAGAUACAAGGAGUGGUUACCAGUUUUAUACCUUUAUGUUCCUGUCUCAUCUCGAUACUCAACAGCUAUAUGCAAAUUUACCGUUAUUGUAGAAUGUAUUACUAAGAGCACCUACCAAGAUGUGAAGAUCACACCAAACUUCUCACAGUGGAAGUGUUCAUCUGGUACACAUGGACCCUGAAUAAGUCAACAGGGGCUUCUUGCACUUUGAAUCUCUAAAAUUUCAAUCUGGAAAGACUAUGAUGGGUACAUGAUGCUCUGACUUUAGGUAUAAUCUACACACUGUUCUCUUAAAUCUUGUUUGUAAUUCAAUAUCUGUAUUAUGCAGGCAAACACGAUAUGACGUUUUGAAUACCGGUAUGGAAAAGGGAAGAAAAAAAAGCUACAUAUGUAGACCUACAUGUACAGUUAUAGGCAAGCUAAGAGUUCUACUUUGAUUAUCAAAGAUGAAACUGGUUGCGUAAAUUCCUGGUUCUCUUGAACUUGAUUUAUGAAUGAUACCAUGGUGGGAAUCACAUUAAGUGUGUGGAAUGCUGGGGAAUUCCCUUAUGUCGAAGAGUGAGUUCCUCUAU